Molecule: messenger RNA, 423 nt
Organism: Microthlaspi erraticum
Lineage: Eukaryota; Viridiplantae; Streptophyta; Magnoliopsida; Brassicales; Brassicaceae
Source: the annotation of a GenBank genome assembly
AUGCUGGAAUCAGAUGAGGUAAAGAUUUCGUCUGAGAAGGUGGAGACAGUCACUCUCCGAGAGAUGAAAAAAGAAGAGUUAGAAGCUUUGGUUGAGUUUAUAUACAGUGAUGGCUCUGUGCUUUGUGCGAAAAUGAAGCAGCACGUUCUGUAUCUUGCAGCUGACAAAUACGUGAUUCUGCAUCUACGGGAUCUAUGCAGAACCGAGCUUAUAUCUUCUCUAAAUUCAGAAAAUGCUCUUGAUUUCCUUGAGCUCGCCCAAAUCCCUUUUGACACAGUCAUCAACGAUGUAGCCUUCAGUUUUAUCAUAACGAAUAUAAGUACGAUUGCUAGCUCUGAGAAGUUCAAGCUAUUCGUCGUUAAUAACCCAUAUCUUGCCGUGGAGAUCAUGAAGGCUUCUAUAUACUCAGAUGGGUCAAAUUAA